AGGGGAAGGGGACGGGGCGUACCAAGGGUGACGUGGGCGGGGCCGGUGCUGCGGAAUGGACGCGGUUUUGCUCGCCGCCGCUGCCGUGCUGCUCGCCGUCCUUCUCUUCUUCGCCACCCGCCUCCGCGGCCAAGCCAGGGCAGCUGAUGAGGAGCACCAGCAGAAUGUGGCAGCAGCAGCAGCAGCAGGGGCCAGAGCGCGGCCCCAGGGCGAGGAGCGAGCAGAGGGGAUGCCCAGGCGCCGCAGGAACAUGGGCAGCAGGCUGAUGGCCCAGAGGAGAGCCCAGCAGGCAGAGGAGUGGCUGCAAGAGGAAGAGGAUGCUGAGGAGGUGCCAGAAUUUCAGGUGUCUGGGAAAAUUGGAGCAAAGAAGCAGAGGAAAUUAGAAGAGAAACAAGCCAGGAAAGCCCAGAGAGAGGCUGAAGAAGCAGAGAGGGAAGAAAGGAGGAAGCUGGAGUCCAAGAGAGAGGAGGAAAGGCGGAAAGAAGAGGAGAGGAUUCGUCUGGAGGAGGAACGCCAGGAAGAGGAAAAAAGGAAGGCAAAGGAAGAAGAGGAGAAGAGAGAAUAUGAGGAGUACCUGAAGCUGAAGGAAAGUUUUGUGGUUGAAGAGGAAGGGGUUGAAGAAGCAAUGACAGAGGAGCAGUCUCGCAGCUUUCUUCUGGAAUUCCUGGAAUAUGUUAAGAAAACAAAAGUUAUCCAGCUGGAGGACUUGGCUUCACAUCUGGGUUUGAGGACACAGGAUGCAAUUAACAGAAUCCAGGACCUGAUGGCAGAUGGCACCCUGACAGGUGUGAUUGAUGACAGGGGGAAGUUCAUCUACAUCACUGCACAGGAGAUGGCAGCCGUGGCUCAGUACAUCAAGCAGCGAGGCCGGGUGUCCAUUGCAGAGCUGGCCCAGGCCAGCAACUCCCUGAUCAACCUUCAACCUGACAGCAGAGCUGUGCCUCCAACUGUGGCCUGAGAGAAACACUGCAGGGCUUUCACCUCUGAAUGAAUAAACACACCAUUAAAAGCAAACAAGGACCUUCGUGGUGCCUGGAUGCUCUUUGGAAGCAUCAGCUGCAAACUCAUAUUUGCUUUUCCUUCUGUUAGAACUGGUGUUAAAUGGUGGAGUUGGGAACCAGAAAAUGCUCAGGAACUCAAACACUGCUGCACCUGUAGCCCAGGAAGAUCAGGAAUUUAUCCCUCAUGUUGCUGUAAACAAACUUUUCAUUGUUGGCCAAUUCUGAUGUUUGUAUCAAAUAGAUUUGCAUUCAGGAUUCUCCAGGCUUGCUCUGCACUCUGGAGCUCUUUAACUUUGUGGUGGACACAGCCAUGGGUGUGUAGGUUUUGUCUUUGUUCUUGCUGAAAUAUAUCCUGAAACUCUGGGAGGAAUGGUUGCUCUGUUAAAACUUCCAGGGGUUAUUUCAGGAAACUUCUGCUAUAGAAAUAUGUUUAUAUAUUGAUUUAUGUAAUUUAAAAAGUUGACUUGCAGACAGGCUGCAUCAUUUCCCUGCAGCCAAGAGACACAAACCCCUCCAGGGAAGGGCUGACUGGGCUCAUUUAUUGCAGGCCAGUCCUGCUGAUAGCAGCCAGACCCUGGUGAUUCAUCCUUUGAAGUCAGAGCCAGCUCAGAGUGUCUGAAGGGCUCAGACACCCCCACCCCGUGGCCUCUGUGCUCUGCAGGUUUGGGGGUUUUUAAAUAAAAACUUCAGACACUCUGAGUCAUGCAAUUAGUGUUGCAAGUUAAUGAUUAUUAAUGUAUUAAUUGUACAGGGCACUUAUUUCCUGCAUUAGAAUAUUUAUUUUUUCAGUCAUUUAUUCAUUCUCCUUUCUGAAAUCAGCAGAAUUUAUGUGAAUAAACAGUAACUGGGGAGGACAAGAGGUUUUGUCUCUGCCAAACUUGAAACCUGAGCAGACUAAAAACCUGUUAUCAGUGGGAUGAGACAGCAAUAAAACAAUGGGAGGAAACAUUUCCUGAUCAUCUCUGCAUGUGAGAGUGCAGGAGAGGGGAGUUCCAGCAGCACCACGUGUUGGUGUGAAGGGUCAGCACAUCCUGAGUGCUGAAAUAUUUCACAUUUGAGGCUUGUAAAGUCUCUUACUUACAGAUUGCCUAUUAAAUUUUUUAAAAAUG
Catharus ustulatus (Swainson's thrush) is the source of this 2110-nucleotide messenger RNA. RefSeq names its product DDRGK domain containing 1 (gene DDRGK1). The transcript has 9 exons. Bases 56 to 958 code for a protein of 300 amino acids. The record is from RefSeq and is a predicted model, not a curated record. NCBI's taxonomy places the organism in Eukaryota, Metazoa, Chordata, Aves, Passeriformes, Turdidae.